CCAUGUCUCUGAGCGGAGACGUCUGCGUGGUGACGGGAGCCUGUGGCUUCCUGGGACGGAGGCUGCUGAGGCUGCUGCUGGAGGACGAGGACGCCGCCGAGAUCCGGCUGCUGGACCGACACGUACAGCUGCAGGUCCUACAGAGUCUGGAGGACUGCAGACGCGACACCAAGCUGACGGUCUUUGAAGGCGACAUCAGAGACGCCGACUUCGUGAGAAGAGCCUGUCGGGGAGCGUCGGUGGUCUUCCACACCGCCUCGGCCAUCUGCGUGGACGGCUCGGUGGAGCCCAGCGAGCUGUACGCCGUCAACGUCAAAGGAACGCAGCUGCUCCUGGAGGCGUGUAUCCGGGAGAACGUGACGUCUUUUAUCUACACCAGCUCCAUCGAGGUCAUGGGACCGAACCCCAGAGGAGAACCGAUAGUCAACGGGGACGAGGACGUCGUCUACAAAAGCAUCCUGAAGUUCGAGUACAGCAAGACCAAGAAGGAGGCCGAGGACAGAACCCUGCAGGCCCACGGAGAACCUCUGCAGAACGGAGGCCGGCUGGCGACCUGCGCCCUGCGGCCGAUGUACAUCUAUGGGGAAGGCUGCCGCUUCCUGCUGGGCCACAUGAGCGACGGGAUCCGAAACAAGGACGUUCUGUAUCGCAUGUCUCUGCCGGAGGCCCUGGUGAACCCCGUCUACGUGGGGAACGUCGCCGUCGGUCACCUCCAAGCCGCCCGCAGCCUCAAAGACCCGCAAAAAAGACACGUCGUUGGUGGAAAGUUCUACUUCCUCUCUGACGACACGCCACACGUGAGCUACUCGGACUUCAACCACGUCGUCAUGGCUCCUCUGGGCUUCAGCAUCCAGAAGAGCCUCAUGGUUCCGCUGCGUCUCUUCUACAUUCUCUGUUUCUUCAUGGAGACCCUGUGCGCGAUGCUCCGGCCUUUCGUUCGCAUCGUCCUGCCGCUGAACCGGCAGCUGCUCACCAUGUUGAACACGUCGUUCAGCUUCUCCUACCAGAAGGCCAAGAGGGACCUGGGCUACGAGCCGAGGUACAGCUGGGACGAGGCCAGAAGGUCCACCAUCAAGUGGCUCGCGUCGGAGCUGCCGGCCGCGAGGGAGCGAGUAGCGUCUGAAUAAGUCAGAGUCACAACAAGGGCCUUCUCGUAGAUUAAUCGUAACAACUGGAAUGAAACGUCCUCAAGGAACUCAAGCAAGUCCAGCCAACUGCUUGCUGAGAGGAAGUCCAAAGGCAGCUCUGGAUUGCUGGGUUCUCUGGUUAGAUCCAUCAGCUCUGUACCUGACGAUGUUAAGUGUUGUGGUGACAUAUGUUGUAAUCUGUGCUAUACAAAUAAAAUGGAGUUGGAUUGAAA
Stegastes partitus (bicolor damselfish) is the source of this 1360-nucleotide messenger RNA. It is a transcript of the gene hsd3b1, whose product is annotated as hydroxy-delta-5-steroid dehydrogenase, 3 beta- and steroid delta-isomerase 1. NCBI's taxonomy places the organism in Eukaryota, Metazoa, Chordata, Actinopteri, Pomacentridae. Gene Ontology annotation, molecular function: oxidoreductase activity, acting on the CH-OH group of donors, NAD or NADP as acceptor. The record is from RefSeq and is a predicted model, not a curated record. Gene Ontology annotation, biological process: steroid biosynthetic process. The transcript is spliced from 3 exons. The coding region runs from base 3 to 1127 and encodes 374 amino acids.